This is a messenger RNA of Babjeviella inositovora NRRL Y-12698, 890 nucleotides long. RefSeq names its product Yaf9p (gene YAF9). The transcript has a single exon. NCBI's taxonomy places the organism in Eukaryota, Fungi, Ascomycota, Pichiomycetes, Serinales. Gene Ontology annotation, biological process: regulation of DNA-templated transcription. Bases 140 to 817 code for a protein of 225 amino acids. The record is from RefSeq and is a predicted model, not a curated record.
CUAAGGAAGGUAUACUAUAUAGCGCAUACAGAAAAUGCCAUUCUAAAAUGCACUGCUCUAUAACACACGGGAAGACAUAAGCAUAUAUCCGAAGUACGCCAUUUCUGGCCUUCUCCAUUCAACGCAUUUAAUCCAUCUGAUGACCCCACAGCCCUCUGUCUCCAAACGAGUGAAAAACAUCUCGAUCAGCAAACCGAUUGUUUACGGCAACACCGCCACGCCGUUUGGCCCAACGAGGCCGGCCGACGCGCCAGUGGACCACACACACCACUGGACCAUCUAUGUGAAGGACCCGGCUAUUGAAGGUGACCUAACACCGUUCAUCAAGAAGGUUGUUUUCAAACUACAUGACACAUACACGCCGCCCAGCCGGGUGGUGGACAAGCCGCCGUUCGAGAUCACCGAAACCGGCUGGGGUGAGUUUGAGAUCGGCAUCAAGAUCUACUUCAACAACGCCGAGAGUGGAAACGCCGCCGAAAAGACGCUUCAGCUCUACCACCACCUCAAGCUUCACCCGUAUGGCUCCGAGAUGCUACAAAACAAAAACGGUACCGACGUGAUUGAGAGCUCUGUGUACGACGAAAUUAUUUUCAACGAGCCCACCGAGACCAUGUUUGAGAUGUUGACAGAGAAGCCCGGCAGCUUCCUCCAUUCACACAACAAGAACUCUGAUGUAAAAUUCACCAAGCAGUUGGAGGCGCAGGAGUUGGACCGGCUAUCAAGUGGACUCGAGGUGGUGUUGGAGCAGAUCUCCAAGCAGAAGCAGCUCCUUGAGGAAUUGGAAAAGGACCGAGUCGAGUUGCUUGAAAGCAGUUAGAAGUUAAAGCUUUACAUGAAGAAUAGUUGUCCCAUAACAAAAUAAUAAAUACACCUUUGAAAAAGUAUAUUUG